This is a messenger RNA of Gorilla gorilla gorilla (western lowland gorilla), 1603 nucleotides long. RefSeq names its product keratin-associated protein 10-1-like. The record is from RefSeq and is a predicted model, not a curated record. Bases 49 to 927 code for a protein of 292 amino acids. NCBI's taxonomy places the organism in Eukaryota, Metazoa, Chordata, Mammalia, Primates, Hominidae. Gene Ontology annotation, cellular component: keratin filament. The transcript has a single exon.
CUCCCUCCCACCUCCCCCAGCUCAACCCUCAGCACAGCAGCAUCCACCAUGUCCAUCUGCUCCAGCGACCUGAGCUACAGCAGCCGCGUCUGCCUUCCUGGUUCCUGUGACUCUUACUCCGACUCCUGGCAGGUGGACGACUGCCCAGAGAGCUGCUGCGAGCCCCCCUGCUGCGCCCCCAGCUGCUGCGCCCCGGCCCCCUGCCUGAGCCUGGUCUGCACCCCAGUGAGCUGUGUGUCCAGCCCCUGCUGCCAGGCGGCCUGUAAGCCCAGCCCCUGCCAAUCAGGCUGCACCAGCUCCUGCACGCCCUCAUGCUGCCAGCAGUCUAGCUGCCAGCUGGCUUGCUGCACCUCCUCCCCCUGCCAGCAGGCCUGCUGUGUGCCCAUCUGCUGCAAGCCAGUCCGCUGCGUGCCCACCUGCUCUGAGGAUUCCUCUUCAUGCUGCCAGCAGUCUAGCUGCCAGCCGGCUUGCUGCACCUCCUCCUCCUGCCAGCAGGCUUGCUGUGUGCCCGUCUGCUGCAAGCCUGUGUGCUGUAAGCCUGUCUGCUCUGUGCCCAUCUGCUCUGGGGCUUCCUCUCUGUGCUGCCAGCAGUCUAGCUGUCAGCCAGCUUGCUGCACCUCCUCCCAAAGCCAGCAGGGCUGCUGCGUGCCCGUCUGCUGCAAGCCUGUGAGCUGUGUGCCUGUUUGCUCUGGGGCUUCCUCUUCAUGCUGCCAGCAGUCUAGCUGCCAGCCGGCUUGCUGCACCACCUCCUGCUGCAGACCCUCCUCCUCCGUGUCCCUCCUCUGCCGCCCUGUAUGCAGGCCCGCCUGCUGCGUGCCCGUCCCUUCCUGCUGUGCCCCCACCUCCUCCUGCCAACCCAGCUGCUGCCGCCCAGCCUCCUGCGUGUCCCUCCUCUGCCGCCCCGUGUGCUCCCGCCCAGCCUGCUGAGGCCUCCACUCAGGUCAGAAGCCCAGCUGCUGAUGGACACGCCCCCCAGUGCCAGCCAGGCUCAGGUCCCACCUGAAAGCUGAUAGUCGUGUACUGAAUUGCUCCUGCACUUUGGCCAUUUCCUGGCGUCUGCUGUUGAGCUGGACAAUGGAAGAACUGAAAGUCUAUACUCAAUGCUGCAGCCCUCUUGCGUGGGGAGGGGGGCGCUUCUAGAAAGUUUCCAUGGCAGUGGCCUCCCCUCCGUAUCUCCCACCUCUCAUGAGGGUCAGCUCAGCCUUGACCCGUGAGGUCUCUGUCCUCCUGGCUCAGAGCCGCAGAGCCUUCUUUGGACGCCCUCAAGCUGACCAAUAAAGGCCCUGAGACUGCAAUGGCGUGGACACCCAGGUGUGUUGAUUAAUGCCUUGGCUGGAGCUCAUGGCCAUGGUUUUCUCCUUUGUGCACAACCCUCUGCUGUCCUUCAGGCCCCUGAGUGUUUUCCUGUGCCCACAGGCGUGUGGUUCCCAGGGGUCCAGGCUAGACGGACAUGGACGGGGGGAGCCUUGCAGCCCUUUGGCCAUUUCAGGCCCUUGGGUGUGUCCCUAACCCUCCUGUGUUGUUACUCACGUCAUAGUUCUUUUUGCUGAUUUGCUUUUUAAAUUAUCCUUCUUCUGCACAAUACUUGUCAAAUAAGAAUGGU